Messenger RNA from Haemonchus placei, 213 nucleotides. Lineage: Eukaryota; Metazoa; Nematoda; Chromadorea; Rhabditida; Trichostrongylidae. The record is from the annotation of a GenBank genome assembly.
UUUCAUACCGAUAACUUAUCGUUUUAUGGGAUGAUUCUUCAUCUCUCCCUGGAUAACUGGCCAUAUUUAUCAUUAGACUCUCUAUAUCUCCAGCCAGCGAAGAAAUCCCAACUAAGAGCAUUGGCUGGCUCACGAAAUUGCUUCUUCUCACCAAUCAACUGUGUGAUUACUCACGACGUCUCCACAUACAGGAAGUUGGCUGGAACUCGUUGA